This is a messenger RNA of Marmota monax (woodchuck), 4100 nucleotides long. It is a transcript of the gene CUNH9orf40, whose product is annotated as chromosome unknown C9orf40 homolog. NCBI's taxonomy places the organism in Eukaryota, Metazoa, Chordata, Mammalia, Rodentia, Sciuridae. Bases 277 to 846 code for a protein of 189 amino acids. The transcript is spliced from 2 exons. The record is from RefSeq and is a predicted model, not a curated record.
GCCCGAGUGCGCGCGCGCACAUUUGUGCGCAGGUUCGAAUCUCCGCCGCUUCGCGGUUGCUGCCCAACGUCCGGGCCGCACCUCUGAGGCGGCUAAGGCCGCGCAAGAGGGCGACACUCUACUCUACCCGGGCAGCCCCGCCCCCUUCCCCUCGCCACCUUCCAGACGCAGCAUAAUCCGGUCGGCCUUGCCCUCUCUCGCGCGUCCCGCGCUCCGCCCUGCGACUAUCGGGGCUGGGUCCCGCGCCCGGCCGUCUCCGCCCGAACCCUUAGGCCCAUGGCCAAGCGGCGUGCGGCUGAGCCUCUGACGUUCCACGUGCCUUGGAAGCGGCUCCUGCUCUGCGACUUCACGGAGGAGCCGCCGCCGCCGUCGCCGAUUUGGAUCCCGCCGUCGGGGCCCUCGCAUUCUGGGCUACCGCGAAAGCGCAAAAUCGACGCAGGGGCCAUGUCAGAGCCUUCGGCUUCGCCCAGCAAGCGCCGCGACAGCGGGGACAGCAGCGCCCCGAGCGGCGGGGAGCGUGAGGGCCGCGGCCUGGAGACGGGGGAGCCACCGCUGCCGCUGCUGCCGGGAGGGCCCCGGGGGCCAGGGGAGGAGCCCCGGGACGUCCAGCCCCCGGGGGGCGGUGGUGACGACGGGGCGGGGCGCACAGGGUCCCCGCGGGAAGACUGGGGGGCCACACCGCUCCAGCACAAUGAAGAAUUUUGGCAGUAUAAUACUUUCCAGUACUGGAGAAAUCCUUUACCACCUAUUGAUCUGUCAGACAUCGAAGAUGUGAGUGAAAACAACCAGACAGAAGCAACACUUGAGGGCAAGAAUGAAGUGGUUGAGAUUGACAUGGAGUCCUGACAUAAAGAGCUGAAGAAAUGGGAUUUCCUGAAUUUGAGGAGACAUCUCUUAAGUGAAUUCAUGUAUUUUUUAGGAAAAAGUUGUUUUCCAUACUUGAUGUAGUAUCAUUUCCAAACCUGAAAAAUGAGGAAAGGUUGUUUUGAAGAUAAAUGCCUGUAGUUGCUACUGACCUACUAAUAGGGAUUUGUCAACAAUAUAGCAGAGUGAUAGGCAAAAUAUUUAUGUAUAUAUUUUUAAAGAAGCAAGUUUUGUUUAGGUUCUGACUUUUAAGAAACUGACCUUACAAAAAAGGAUUCUAGAAGUUUUAGGAAUGCAUGGAAAAUACUCAAAUCUUUCUCUCAUCUGCACCAAAAAGUUUGUGGCUCAUGAAUAUCAUUUUAUAAUAACUUAUUAAUAAAAUAAUUUCUAAUACAUCUUACUGACUCUUCUUAGUUGAACAAAUAACUGACUUGAACAUCUAUGCAAACUUAAAAUGUGGGGGUUCUUUGAAAGGUAGUAUUGUUUUUAAAGUUUUGUAAAAAUGAAAAGUAGUGAGAAUUUCAAUUUGGGUUUAAAUAACUUCCAAUAUUUGAUAUUUGUUGAACUCUGCUAUGGUUAGUCAAAAAUGGAUAAAGAAAAGUGAAAAGUAAGUCAGCGCCUGGUCACCUCCUCCUUUUCCAAUAUAAAAGGAAAGAAAUUUAUCAUGACCACUUUGUUGGUUUUGAAUUGAUUUGAGGGCACGGUUUUUUAUUGCUUAUUACUUUAGACCUGUAGUUCUCAACACUGACAGCACUUUACAAAUCUUUGCCUGGGCCCCAUUUUAGAGAUGCUCAAUUAUUCUGAGGUGGCCCUUAGAUAUUACUAUUUUUUUAAACACAACUUUCUUUCCUCCAUUUCUUUAAUGUGCAUACAGGGUUGAGAACCACUAGAUCAAUGUUAGUAUUCCUGUUUAAAGGAAAUUACUAAUUUGAACUGAAGCAAUGCCUGUUAAUUAGCUUUGUUUUCAUUAUUCUCCAUUGAUGACUUUGUCACAAGUAAUUUAACACUUUUCAUUGUUAAAAAAAAAAAGCAAUUUGUUUUGUAGUUAAGUAUCAAUGACUAAGUUAAUUAACAUUUGUACUGCAUCCAGAAUGUUGGCUUUGUAAUUUAGUAACUUGUCCUUACUUGUAUAUUUUUUUGUUGGUGAUGACAGUAAAUCCAAAAUUCAGAAAAGGUAGUAAAUGCUAGAGGGAAAAUUUUUGACAUUUUGUAUGUACUGCAAUAUGUAAAUAUGGGUUGACAAUAAGAACAGAAGACAGUGUCUGUCAUUGUGGUUAGAAAUGGUUUUAAAGACUGUACUGCCACUUUCUACCUAUGUAGCAUUAAACAAGUUAUUUUUCAUCUCUAAGCCUCAGGUUUCUAACCUGUAAAAUGAGAAAUAAUAAAUAGUAUCUACCUCGUACUGCUUAUUGUCAAGCAAUGUUCUAAGUACUUUCCAUGAAUCAUCUUGUUUGAUUUUCAACCUUAUCUUAAGGUAGAUUGAAAAGAUCAUUAGAAUAAUGGUAGUUUGUUCAUUUCACUUGUACUGUUAUUCAAAGUUUGGUAAGAAGUGAAAUUGUGGAAAAAAAUAAAACGGGAAGUUUUUUUCCCUUUUGUUUAACUCUGAGUGUAGGAAAAUGUAUCUAUUUUGCCAACUAUUGUAUUCCUAAUGCCCAAAACAGUGUCAGGCACAUAGUAGACCAUAUUAUUCUAUUAGCAAAUGGACUUUCUUAUCUGUUAAUAUAAAGUGUUGCCAAUAAGUUUGCUUCUUUGAAUAUAUCUUACAAAACUAGGUUAUUUGCCCAAAGAUGUGUAUAUAAAAAGUUUGGUUUUUUUUUUUUUUUUUGGUCAGGAGAGAUCAAAUAGUAAAGUGUUAAAAAUAAUCUAAAUUCUGCAUGAUGGUAGGAAAAAAAUCCCUAUGAUGGGAUUCUGUCAUUUGAAAUGUACUGACUGGAAAGAGCUUCAAGAAAUAUUUUGUAGAUGAUAAGAACAAUUUCAGAGUAAUACAUAGUGAAUUCAUUAAAAUAUGCACACAAAAUAAGACAGAAGGAACAUAAUAAAUUAACUCUAGAAAAAAGUUGACAUUUCUGAGGAUAAUGGGAUAAGGAGUACUUUCACAUUUCUAUAAACUUUUGUGCCAUUUUAGCAGCUUUGUUGACUUGUGGUUAAUAUGCAAUUCACCCAUUUGAAGUGUAUAAUCCAAUGGCUCUUAGUAUAUUUAGGUAUCUAACCAUUAGGGUCAAUUCUAGAGCAUUUUCAUCACAUAAUAAAUUUUAUAACUAUUAGUAGCCAUUCCACAUACCUUCCAGCUCCACUUGUUGGCCCAAGGCAAUUACCUACUUUCUAUAUUUUUAAAUUGUUUUUAUGGCUAAAUGGAGUCCUGUUGUAUAUAUAUGGUUGAUUUUUAUAUCUUCAUUUUUGUGACUAGUGCUACAAUAAACACAAGACUGUAGAUAUCAUUAGCAUACUGAUUAUUUUUCCUUUGGAUGUGUAACCAGUAGUGGGAUUGCUAGAACAUAAGAUAGUUCAAUUUUUUCCACAUUUUUUAUUGGUGCACAAUAGUUGUACAUAAUGGUGGAAUUUGUUGUUGCAUACUUGUACAUACAUAUUAUAUAGUGUAUGUAUAAUGUAUACAAUAUCAUUCUCCAGUAUUUCUUCUUUUCCCUCCAAUUUUCUCUCACUCUGGUCUCUUGUACUUUAAUCUCCCAUUUUUAUGAGAUCCCUCCCCCAUUUUACUUCUUUUUCUUCUUUAGUGUCCACAUGAGAGAAAACAUGACCCUUGACCUGAGUUUGCUUAAUGUUCUAAAGUAUAUCCAUUUUCCUGCAAAAAGCCAUAAUAAUUUUUUAGUUGUAUAUGGGCACAUUACUUUUAUUUAUUUAUUUUAUGUGGUACUGAGGUUCGAACCCAGUGCCUCACACAUGCUAGGCAAGUGCUCUACCACUGAGCUACAAUCCCAGCCCCAUAAUUUUAUUCUUUAUAGCUGAAUAAAACUUUUGUGUAUAUAUACCACAUGUUCUUCAUGCAUUGAUGGACAACUAGGGAGGUUCAAUAGUUUGUUAUGAAUUGCUGCACUGAACAUAGGUGUGCCUCUAUCACUAUAGAAUGAUGACUUCAAGUUUUUAGGAUAAAUGCUGAGAAUUGGUAUAACUGGGUUGUAUGGUGGUUCUAUUCCUAGUCUUUUCAGGAAACUCCAUAGUGGUUAUACAUAAUGUACAGUCCCACCAGAAAUGUAAUAAAUGUCUCUUUCUCUAUAUCA